Messenger RNA from Solanum pennellii, 1633 nucleotides. RefSeq names its product myb family transcription factor PHL7-like. The coding region runs from base 460 to 1371 and encodes 303 amino acids. The record is from RefSeq and is a predicted model, not a curated record. Lineage: Eukaryota; Viridiplantae; Streptophyta; Magnoliopsida; Solanales; Solanaceae. The transcript has 8 exons. Gene Ontology annotation, molecular function: DNA-binding transcription factor activity; DNA binding.
UUUUUAAUUUUUCAUGAAAAAAGGAAUAUAUCAGAAAAUUAAAAAAAAUAAAAUUCACUUUGCACUCAGAAGAAGAAGGGAGAGGAUCGAAUUCGAAGAUCUCAUCAAAGAGGAAAACGAAGAUUCAUCUUUUUCAGCUCUCUUCGUUACUGUCCUAGGUGAUUUCUUCCCAUCUGUGUAAGCCCAGAUGGUCUUAGUUGGACAGCUGGGCGGGUGGGACCAUGGGAGCUAGCAUGUACCUGGUGUAAUAGUUGAGGUGUGGGCAAGCUGGUCCAGACACCACCGUCGUUAAAAUAGAAAAAAUAUAUUGAUGCUGCUAAUCAUUAGAUAUUCAUAUCUAUAUAUGUAAUACAUGAUGUGAAAAUAUUAGAUGCUGGCUACAGGCGUCCUUGUUCAAGCUUAGUUCACAAAAACAUUACAGUGACAUAUAGUCAGAUAUUAUAUUGCGGUGGCAGCACAAUGGACCCAGCAAAUGAAGGAAACAACCCCAAUAACAAUCCUAGUCUUGCUUCAAAGCAACGGUUGCGUUGGACCCAUGAGCUACAUGAACGUUUCGUUGAUGCCGUCGCACAACUUGGUGGCCCAGACCGGGCUACCCCUAAAGGUGUUCUUAGAGUCAUGGGUGUGCAAGGGCUAACAAUUUACCAUGUAAAAAGCCAUUUACAGAAAUAUCGGCUUGCUAAAUACCUCCCAGAUUCCUCUUGUGAUGGGAAACAAUCUGACAAGAAAGAAUCAGGAGACAUGCUUUCCAGUUUGGAUGGUUCAUCGACUGGUGUGCAGAUAAAUGAGGCUCUAAAACUGCAGAUGGAGGUCCAAAAGAGACUUCACGAGCAACUGGAGGUUCAAAGACAGCUACAACUUAGAAUUGAAGCACAAGGGAAGUACUUGAAGAAGAUAAUAGAAGAACAACAGCGGCUCAGUGGAGUUCUCGCAGAAGUUCCUGAUUCUGGGGUGACUCCUUCAGCAGCAGGUGACAAUGGUCUAGAUUCCGAUAACCGGACUGAUCCAGGGACUCCUGCACCAACAUCUGUGUCUCCUCACAUUGAUACGUCUGUACAAGAGCAUGGCCGUAGCAAGAGCCUUUCUAUUGAUCAAUCAUUCUCCUCGCAACAUGAGCCUCUUACUCCUGAUUCUGGUUGCCGCGAGACUUCACCAAUAAAUAGCUCUGAAGGUGAAAGGUCAUCAAAGAAACAAAGAGUGGGCACAUUUACUAAAGCAGAUAUGCUACUGCCGCACCAGAUAUUAGAGUCGAGCUUGAGCUCACGAUACGAGCAACCAAAUCCUGUUUUCGUGGCGAGGGAGCAAUUCAAUCUCUCAUCAGGGUUGUCUCUUGGCAAUGAAGGACCAAAUGUUCGUGGAAGCAACAUAUAGUUACUACUCCAUGGACUUCAAUUUAACUGCUAUUAUGUAGUGUGAAAAUAUAUGUUGUGAUUUGGUGACAGAAGCUACUUUGCUUACUGAAUGUGGUAUGGAUUAAAUGUGGUUUAUUCUCAUGUAGUAAUAUUGUUUAAUGAGAGCCUUAAAACUUUAGGAUUUUUCUUUAUCAUUUAGAGGUUUGAAGUUGUAAAGUCUUGCUGUCUGCACUAAUGAUGCUCUGAGAAAUGGGAACAAUGCCAGGGACACUGUUUUCGUA